AUGGCGGACGCAGCUCCAGCCGGUGGACGUGGCGGUUUCCGCGGUGGUUUUGGCUCUCGUGGUGGUGAUAGAGGCCGUGGCGGUCCUCGUGGCCGUGGACGCGGUCGUGGCCGCGGCCGUGGACGUGGAAAGGAAGAUCAAAAAGAGUGGGUUCCUGUAACAAAGCUUGGACGCCUUGUCCGUGACGGAAAGAUCGAUAAAUUAGAAAGCAUCUACCUAUUCUCUCUACCAAUCAAAGAGUUCGAGAUCAUUGACUUCUUCCUUGGCCCCUCUUUAAAUGACGAAGUUCUGAAGAUCAUGCCUGUACAGAAACAGACUCGUGCCGGUCAGCGAACUCGUUUCAAGGCUUUUGUUGCCAUUGGUGACAACAACGGCCACAUUGGACUGGGUGUGAAAUGCAGCAAGGAAGUUGCUACUGCCAUUCGUGGUGCUAUCAUCCUAGCCAAGCUAUCUGUACUGCCUGUCCGCAGAGGUUACUGGGGAAACAAGAUCGGCAAACCUCAUACUGUACCUUGCAAGGUUACUGGCAAGUGUGGUUCUGUAACAGUAAGAUUGAUUCCUGCUCCUCGUGGUACUGGAAUUGUGUCUGCCCCAGUCCCUAAGAAGCUUUUGCAGAUGGCUGGAGUCCAAGACUGUUACACCUCUGCUCGUGGUUCCACUGGCACUCUUGGAAACUUUGUUAAAGCUACAUAUGCUGCCAUUGCCAAGACCUAUGCUUACCUCACCCCAGAUUUAUGGAGAGACAUACCAUUAACCAAGUCUCCAUACUCAGAGUUCAAGGCAGUGUAA
Molecule: messenger RNA, 789 nt
Organism: Arctia plantaginis
Lineage: Eukaryota; Metazoa; Arthropoda; Insecta; Lepidoptera; Erebidae
Source: the annotation of a GenBank genome assembly